Clunio marinus is the source of this 781-nucleotide messenger RNA. The record is from the annotation of a GenBank genome assembly. Lineage: Eukaryota; Metazoa; Arthropoda; Insecta; Diptera; Chironomidae.
AUUUCACUCUUGAUUUUAGUUAUCAUUAAACCUUCAAAGACACAAUUUGUACUUCCACUUUCAUGAUAUAAAAACAGAAAAGUGAAUCAUUAACCAUGAGAUUUCCAUCUGUUAAUUAUUUCCUUUGUUGCUUCAGCCUUGAAACAGGUGGAAAGUUUCUUGGAUGGUUCGGAGCAGUUGGUGCAACUCUCCUUGUAAUUCCAACGCUUAUCAUAUUUGGUGUUGCCACUUAUAACUUUGAAUUCUUUUUAAAUGCAACACAAAAUGUGAAAUUAAUUGAUAAUCCUAUAAUGUCAUCCAACUCACAAACUUUUGUAACAACGACACUUUUCCUUGUUUUUAUUUAUUGCGCAAUUAGUCUUUACGCUAGUGUAGAGUUGAUAAAAGGUGUUCAAAAUCGGAGUUCACGUCAGUUACGCCCUUAUAUGAUUCUUGUUGGAAUUGAAGUGAUUUUGGUACUACUGCAAAUUAUUCACUUUACAUGGGUCGCUUUUCUUCAAACAUUGCUUGGAUUGAUUAUAAAUGGAUACAUUUUCAUUUGCCUACAUUCAUUGUGGGAACAAUUCAGAGAUGAAGCAAUGCGUGGGCAUAAUCGUCAAUAUCAAAAAGGAACAAUGAUGAUGAAAGUUUAGGCUAUUGAAAUUCAUUUUUCUUAUUUCAUUCAUUUAAUUCAUUUUUCUUUUUUUAUUAUUUAAGAACAGAGAAUAGAAAGUAAUUUUCGUUUAAUAAUUUUAACAUAAAUAAAUAAAGUAAAUUUAAUGGAAUAUAAAAUGUGAACAUU